AUGGAGAACAUUCCUGUGAAGGAAGAAGCAGACACAUUCCUCAAGUCCCUCAUCAACAAGAACCUGCGCAUCUACACGACGGAUGGAAGGCUAUUCAUAGGCACAUUUAAAUGCACCGACACUCAUAGUAACGUAGUCCUCUCACUCACCUACGAAUACCGUCAACCGUCGCAACAGAAACUAGCCGAAGCCGCCGCCGCCGCCGCCGCAGCCGGAUCGGGACAAGCCACCGUAACGGCGGAUAUGACAUCGCGGUAUCUGGGUUUAGUCGUUAUCCCCGGCGAACAUAUCGUUAAGAUGGAGGUCGAGCAAUUCGCUAGUCAGAUGAGAAGCCGGUCCAUAUUAGAGAGGCGGGAUAUUUAUGGCGGCCGGUGA
Hypoxylon trugodes is the source of this 375-nucleotide messenger RNA. RefSeq lists its product as uncharacterized. The record is from RefSeq and is a predicted model, not a curated record. The transcript is spliced from 2 exons. Gene Ontology annotation, molecular function: RNA binding. Bases 1 to 375 code for a protein of 124 amino acids. Gene Ontology annotation, cellular component: NatC complex. NCBI's taxonomy places the organism in Eukaryota, Fungi, Ascomycota, Sordariomycetes, Xylariales, Hypoxylaceae.